UUUUAAGGUAAUCAUUGACGUGAACGCAUCAUCUAGGUGCAUGAUCCCCUUUUUUUGUAACUCUAGACAACUUCUCAAUCAAAACGCGGGUUAACGUCAUUGCAGGAUCCGGCGAUACUCCUGCUUUUCGCGCAUAACUUUUUCGGGCGUUCCUUCCUUUCACUCACGGUGAUUCAUUUCCAGCUACUACACUGGGAAUGGUCAAUAUGGGAAUGGACGGGGAGCGGAGGUUUGCCUUACGAGACACCUGCGCGGGCAUUCAGCAUCGGCAGCCGGAUAAGACGCGCAGCAGAUAUCCGAAUGAAAUUAAAAGGAGACACUUAUCUGCCAUCUGGGAUGCAACGGGCAGUUUUCAUACGGUGACAUUUCAUUCUGGUGAAACGCACUUUUAUUUUGCUCUCUGUUUUUAUUUUCUUCAUAUUUGUUAUUAUAAAUGAUUUCUUCCUGAGCUGCUGAUGUAAACGCUUUCCACAAGGAGCAGUCCCCAUCCGCCUGCACAUGGCACCGCGCCCCGGCAUCUCACAUCCAGCCUGGAGCCGGGCUCGGUUCCUUCCGCUCUUCCUGCGUAAGAAGCUUAACCAUAACCAGAUAAUGUCCCGCCUUUGUGGAUGGACUGAUGCGAUCACUCGGGGAAAAAAAAUCUGCGUAAAAGGGGAGGGGUAAAAACCAGCUUACUUUUUUCCCCACCUUUUCCACAAGAGAUCAUCAAGGGAACAGGAGUUUGUCUGGCAGAAGUUGGGAAAGAGGGGCUUCCCCUGCGCAGGUCACCUCCCACGUUGGCGUUUGAAUGCAUCUGACCGCCACAUGGACGAAGACUGAUGGCAAAAAGCAGGGUGUCGCAUGAAUACACGGACGCGGAGGAUAAGAGCAUCCGGCUCGGCGUGGUCCUCAUUGCGUCCGGCGUCCUUUCUUUCUUCAUCGUGCUCUUCUGCUGGCUGAACCCCAUCCUCCAGAGCAUGCAGAGCACGCCGGCCAACUGCACGGUGGUGUCAGUCAAACGGCCGGGCGAGAUGUUUGAGUGCGUCUUCACAUGCGGGCCGGAUUGCCGGGGCACGUCGCUGUACCCCUGCCUGCAAGUCUUCGUCAAUAACUCGCAGUCAGACUCGCUGGCGUUGCUGCAUUACGAUGAGCAGCAGCUGUUGGGCAACCCCAAGUGCUCCUACGUUCCUCCCUGUGAGAGAGACGACCAGAAGAACAGCGAGAGGGUCCUUCUCUGGCAGGAUUACUGGACCAAGGAAGUCCAGUCCCGUAUCUUCACCUGCUUCUUCAAUCAGCAGAGGAGGCCGAAUGACGUGGUCUGGAGACAGGCCCAAAACGAGAGUGUGGUGAUGCACUGCGUCCUCUGGCCGCUGCUCUGCCUGCUGAUGGGGGCGCUCAUCGUCCUCCUCACUGUCUGCACCCACAUUCUGGCUGAACGCGCAGAGGCCAUCCAGAAGCUCUCCUAGGAUCCCACAGGAAGCACAGCACGUGCUACAGGCUCCUGAUCCAGAGACCGUUAUGUAGAUCUCCGUCCGGUGAUGGGCGGCAUCCCGCAGAGGAUGUCCCCCUAACUGCAGUGGUGGCCGCCUUCAAGACAUGAACGUGUUUCUUCAUCUGCUACAUACAUCUUUUUUUUUUUUUUUUAAAGCAAUCUGCUGUAUUUCGGGUCCGCAUGACAAUGGAGUCAUCUUGUGGAUUGUUGUAUUACGUGGUUAAAUGUAAAAACUUCUGCUGAGGACCGAACGCCAUUUUGUGGGGUAUUCGUCAUGGUGGCAGCAUUCCUGAUCUGACUGGACUGAUCCACCAUCUCAGACUGUCGUCACAUCAGAGCUACACACCAUGAGAUAUGGACAGUGCUACGGCCUGCAUACCCACUACAAGGUUAUUUAAUUUUAACCACAUGACCCUAAAUUAAUCAGAUGACUGCUCCUCCCCGCCCCAUGUUUUGUCCUGGCUAUAGCAGGUUGUAUUUUACCAUGUCCUUCCUUCGCCUGUCACGCGUAUUACUCUAGAACACAUGUACAGUCUAUAGUAUUCAUGUUCUAGGAUAUACACAAGUCCUUCACCAAGAUCUGUAUAUUCUAGAAGACUUGGUUGUAUGGUAUGUAUGUUCUAGCGCUUGGCUGAUCUGUUACUUUCACUCUCUACACGUUUGUUUCUGUUCAUAAAUGACAGCAUAUUUUGAGCUGCCUCUUUUUUUACCAUUCUUAGCUAAACUUUUUGUUCUUUGUUUUUCCUUGUUAAAUUUGAUAUUUACGGUUAAAGAUGAGAUUAUGAGGUAGCUGGCUCAGUAACAGAAGCACAAAUCACAGAACGGCUUCUUGGUUCUGGAUGCCAGCUCGUCCAGCUCACCAGCUGCACCUCACCAUUUUGCUGGGGGUGUUAUGCUGUGCGUUCUGACGUUUCCAGCGGCCUGCUUCUGAAGUUUGCUGUUCUACAGGAAUGUAGCGGAUCACCCGUGUAAAGCUGGCCCAUCUCCCACGCAGUAGACCUCAUGCAACACAGACAAUCAGGGCUUGGUGAUCUCACGUCAUGCUCGUACCUCUCGGCGCAGACUGUAAGGCUUCUGCCAGCAGCCAGGAUGUCACUAAGUCUGCACUGAUCUGCCAGGUGAACGAGAUUCAACAAGCCAGUGUGUAACUUUUAAUCAAUAGUGCCUAUUAAAGACAUUUAUUAAAGCUAAUAUUAAUAUUGUCUUGAAGGAAGUCUUGUGUACCCAUCAAUUUAGCUUUGUCCUUGUUUGUUGCUUGUCUAACAUGACUGUGUGAUAUCAGUGUGAUUCUUAGCUCUGUAUGUUCGGUAAUUGCUCAUCGAUUUAUCUGCAUCUUCUGCUUGGUGUGCAUGUGCCUCCGAUUUUCUGUUGUCUUGUUAAAGUUUGCCAUGACAGCUGUGGUAAUUGGUAGCAGGUUUGGUUGUUCUCAGAAUAUUCUCUGACUCCUGCCGUCCUGUAAAAACAACAUUACAGUGGAAUAAAACAGAAUGGAUCCUUCA
Molecule: messenger RNA, 2970 nt
Organism: Brienomyrus brachyistius
Lineage: Eukaryota; Metazoa; Chordata; Actinopteri; Osteoglossiformes; Mormyridae
Product: calcium-activated potassium channel subunit beta-4-like
Exons: 3
Coding region: 819-1445 (208 amino acids)
Biological process (GO): detection of calcium ion; potassium ion transport
Cellular component (GO): voltage-gated potassium channel complex; membrane
Molecular function (GO): potassium channel regulator activity; calcium-activated potassium channel activity
Source: RefSeq, a predicted model, not a curated record